GACCUAGAAAACACAUACAUCACAAGUUUUCUUGUAGAGCAAAAGAAACACCAUCUAAAUAUCAGAGAGAACUUGGAGCGUUUAGCAGCAGUAUUUUUCGAUGGCUACUUCGAUUUCUGCAACUGGGUUUAAGGGAGGUUUGGGGACUUCAUUUAAGGGAAGUUGGGGUGCUUCAAUCGUUGGUGAAGACUAUGCCAUGUUGAUCAAGUCAGUGCCAAACCAUGUUAGAGUUGGGAAGCCAGUGAAAUUGCCUCCCAUGAUGAAGAAUGUUAAUGAAGGAAAGGGGGUUUUUGCACCUGUUGUUGUUAUCACGCGUCAAGUAAUUGGCAAGAAAAGGUUCAAUCAGCUAAGAGGCAAAGCAAUUGCCUUGCACUCACAGGUGAUUACCGAAUUCUGCAGAUCAAUAGGAGCAGAUGCAAAACAAAGGCAAGGACUGAUUAGGCUGGCCAAGAAGAAUGGAGAAAGACUUGGAUUCCUUGCUUAAAAAAAGGAAACGAUUUCUCCCUUUGUCUUCUUCGUGUACCACGCUUUUCUACUCCGCUGCUCAUUUGAGGACUUUCAGAUGUAAAUACUCUCUUCAUCUGGGUCCCCUGGAAUCACCAUGUUAACGACACUGUACUCCUACUUCACUCUUCGUUUUACCUGUAAUAUUGUUUUUAGAUUAUUAAAGCUUCAUCAAAACUUAUACAUUGCUAGUGU
Molecule: messenger RNA, 699 nt
Organism: Populus euphratica (Euphrates poplar)
Lineage: Eukaryota; Viridiplantae; Streptophyta; Magnoliopsida; Malpighiales; Salicaceae
Product: protein PROTON GRADIENT REGULATION 5, chloroplastic-like
Exons: 2
Coding region: 101-484 (127 amino acids)
Biological process (GO): photosynthetic electron transport in photosystem I; response to high light intensity
Cellular component (GO): chloroplast
Molecular function (GO): electron transfer activity
Source: RefSeq, a predicted model, not a curated record